Messenger RNA from Cylindrotheca closterium, 1311 nucleotides. The record is from the annotation of a GenBank genome assembly. NCBI's taxonomy places the organism in Eukaryota, Bacillariophyta, Bacillariophyceae, Bacillariales, Bacillariaceae.
AUGCAAGAAGCAAGACCCUUCUUUCUCCUCGAUUGGCUGGACGAUUUGAUGGUCAAUCAAGACGCUUUUCAGAUUGCUGAAUUGCUCAAGACGCCGUCCAAGCUGCCACAGCGUCAGCAUCUUCAGAGCCAUCAUCAGCUUGGUUCGUACAGCAGUCAUCAUCAGAUGAUUUCCAUGAUGGAAACGGAUGACUUUAACUCUUCAGAAAGAGACCAGCAACAAAUAAUGCUGCGAUCAAUCUCCAGUCCUGCAGUCUCUUCUCACCUCUCAUCCUCUGCGGAAGCUGCAGCGGUUGCCAUUCCUGGAACUCCAACAGCAAACACUUUCAGAAAGUCAUGCAUUGAUAACACUCACAUGAAUGGUGACUCUCAUGGAAUUCUUCCCACGAGACUCUUUCAUCAACACAAUACGGCUGCUGCUACUGCAAUGGGCCAGAAACUAGAGACGACGAUUCAAUUGUCUCAAUUGACUUCUAGCAAAAGCAGCAACAGUCUGUUGCCAAACAAUAAGGUAAAAUCCAAGCCAACGGCUCCACCUGGAAUCUUCAAAAAGCGAUCCAUGGCGCUUGGGAAUGGCUGGAAUGCCAAGGGACUCACUAAAGCAAAGCAAGGACGAUGGGAAGCUGCCUUGGCUUGCUGGGACAAUGCACUCGAGAUUCGUUUGCAGAUUAGUGAUGCUUCGUGCCGUAAGGAUCAACUCGAAGUGGCCAACACUUGGAACAAUCGGGGGAUUGCUCUAGGCAAAUUGGGGCAAUAUCACAAUGCGAUUCAAGCCUUGGGAGAAGCCUAUCAGAUUCGCAAGACUUUAUUAGAUCAGGGACAUCCUCAAGUGGUGUCGACACUCCACAACAUUGCCAAUGUUCACCAACAACAGGGAGACUUGACUACCGCACUGCAAGUCUUUGGAACGGCCAAGAGUUUGCUCGUCCAAUCCUUGGUGGCGUCUUCGCCUACAAAUGGAAAUACCAAUACCGACCCCAUGCUGUUGGCAAGGAUCUGUACAGCCAUUGGUCACAUUUACUACCAAGCCCAACAAUGGAUUGAUUCAAGAGAUGCGUAUCAAGAUGCCUUGAAUGUCCUCUUGAAGUUUGACUCUUCAUCAUCAGCCUCCACGGACCAACAACGCGAGAUUUACGAACUGCAACGAGACAUUCAAGAAUUGAAUGGAAAGAUUCCAAUCACCUUUGCCAAUCACGGAAUGGGUAGUAUGGCCACCAUGGGUGGUGGUGGUGGUGUUGGAUCAUCGUUCUAUCAUGGACACCACGGACAUUGCACUUCUACCCAGCAGUCUCCUCAGCCACAACAACAUUAA